Messenger RNA from Echinostoma caproni, 906 nucleotides. NCBI's taxonomy places the organism in Eukaryota, Metazoa, Platyhelminthes, Trematoda, Plagiorchiida, Echinostomatidae. The record is from the annotation of a GenBank genome assembly.
AUGAACCGUUUAUUUGUUCUGACAUCCUCUUUCUUGGUUAUUUUUUUCUCAGCCUUCGUCGUCUACAGCUUUUUGAGUCUGUGCUAUGAGUAUCUAGGAGGUGAGAGUUGCAUCAUGUCAGAAAUUCGUGGUCGAGAAUUUCCACGAUCAUGGGCGUUCUGCACGUGUUGCUUCCGCGGUCAAACUUAUACAAUCGAAUUUCUACGAUUUUGCAAACAAGUAGGUUAUCAAACGUGCAAUAUGACACCCCCCACAUCUACCUACUUUUAUGACUGCUAUUCCAUUCCUUCUCAUCUCCCCCAAAAUGGCUAUUUGUACGUGACUGUGAUCUACAAUGCGUCCGCAUUCAUGGCUCUCUACGCGCUGGUCUUGUUCUACUUGGCUACACGUGAUAUUUUACAACCGUUUGAUCCUGUGAUCAAAUUUGCUACAGUGAAAUCUGUGGUAUUUCUCUGUUUUUGGCAAGGUAAAUCUCUUCUACCAAAGUGUGCGUACUCCAUUCUGGCAUUGGUGUUGCCCGCGCUACCGAAUACGAAUGCUGGUACAGUGGCCGCUGGUAUUCAGAACUUUCUCAUUUGUCUCGAAAUGCUUGCGGCAUCCGUCGCUUUUCGAUUCGCUUUCCCUAUCUCCUCCUCUAUGCUUCUCUUUUUCUCUCACUCCCAUUCACCCGUUACAGGCCACCUCCUCUCAUCGUCUGAUUCUUUGCGUAGUCUUCGUGACACUGUCAAUCCACGGGACAUGUUCCACGAUGCGAUUCACAAUUUUCAUCCAAACUAUCAUAAAUACACGCAACAGAUACUGCUUACUACCACACACGCACCUGACUCUACUACAAUAUCGAUCGACUCCAGCCCAUCCGAUGCUCGUAUUGGACUAUCCACACUGAUUGAUUCGCUGACUGUUUGA